Molecule: messenger RNA, 1776 nt
Organism: Metschnikowia bicuspidata var. bicuspidata NRRL YB-4993
Lineage: Eukaryota; Fungi; Ascomycota; Pichiomycetes; Serinales; Metschnikowiaceae
Gene: AHR1
Product: Zn(II)2Cys6 transcription factor AHR1
Exons: 1
Coding region: 1-1776 (591 amino acids)
Biological process (GO): positive regulation of transcription by RNA polymerase II
Cellular component (GO): nucleus
Molecular function (GO): zinc ion binding; DNA-binding transcription factor activity, RNA polymerase II-specific; transcription cis-regulatory region binding
Source: RefSeq, a predicted model, not a curated record
AUGAGGAAACGAUCAGCAAGACCGGCACUGAAGGCGAAGAAGUCCCGGACACGAUCGGGAUGCUUCACAUGUCGUGAUCGUCACAUGAAAUGUGACGAGCAACUCCCGGUAUGUCAAAACUGCAUCAAUUCAAAGCGCAAGUGUUAUCGUGGCAUCCGGCUAAAUUUCAGUCAGUAUGUGAUAUACAAUCCCAAGUCCUCGGGAUUCUGGAAUGAGAUGCUUGUCCCUGGAUACUAUAGGAUCUUGGAUCAGUCCAUCGCAAUUGCAAAGCUAUACAAAAACGGGUACAGUGGUUACAAGCAGUAUAGAAAUUUACACAUGGCCAAGGAUUUGGCGGAGGCAGAGCAAGUUCUCCGAAGCGACUUGCAGAGCAGCACUUCUCACCCUCCAAAUCUCGAUCUUUUGACAAACGGCCCAGGAAAUGCGGAUCUAAUUCUUCAGCAGGAGGAUUUGUCUCAAUUUUUCGAUACAUGGCUAUUUUCCGGCGAGACCACUGACCUCAAUUCCUCGCAAAUGAUACGUAACAGGAUCCAAGAAAACGUCGACAUCAAGCGCAUUUUGAUGAACCCUGAACUCCACGACAAACAGCUAGGUGGGGUGAUGCAGGCAGACUUCAACCAAAAGAUGUCUGAGGGGCCUGAGAAGUCAUCACGUAGGAAGCCCCUGUUUGCUGCGGCAACCGCCCCGGAACUCCAAAUGCUACCGGAAGAUGCCGAUGGGUUUAUCAAUCUCAUUCAUCGACAGAAGUACUUCUGGCUUCUUGAUCUAUUCAACGAACUACGCAUUUGGGAAUCGUGUGUCCCCAGUUACUGUGUUCGACUAUACCAAGCCUCAAAAAUUACUAGUGUGAGACAGGAUCCGGAUGACAAGUUCUUGUUCAGUUGUCUAUUGUUGAGCGAUGAGAGAACUAGCACAAAGAACAUGAUAAAAAUGACCCAAUUGCAGGUUCAGCGGUGGCGAGAAUUCGAAAAGAAGGAUGUUACUUUCUCAACAUUUCCAGCGUUCGAGAAAGUCAUUAUUUCUACUGUUCUCAUCGUACAGUCGGUGUUGGUUAAAGCCAUGCAACCCGAUUUCAUAGCCGACCCGCAAAUUAUAAUGAUUUUGGCCAACCAGGGAAAACUCAUACAUAGGGCCACAGCCCGCUACAACCGAGUACCUGUCUCUAUACUUAAGAGAUUAGGGAGCACAACAUUCACAGUUGCAUCUUUUCAGGCCAUUGUGGUCCUCAGGUUUUUUUUGAAAAUGACGUUCCGCAAAUUAGGUAUUCAAACUGGUCGCCACCUAUCGGCGGAGGAACUUGCUUCCUUUGACUCGAAUUUCUCCUUUGUCAUCGAGGACAGCCAUGAGAUUUCCGAAUUUUUCACGUUGAAUGAGUCAGAGGUAUCUUUACUAUGCAAUGACUACCAUGGGCUCGAUCUCGUACAGGGAAAGUCGAUGUCAGAUUCCAAAAAACUAAGAGCUCAAUUCUGGGAAUUGGUGCUUUGUGAUUAUCAGACUUUAGCCGAGCAGCGAAUGAGCAACCCAUCGGACUUAGAGACAGAUGUACAAUCUGAGGUGUUAUUGUCUGAGGACACGACUGCACUAAUACCAAACCCAAGAUGCUUGGCAUUGCGGAUUUUAAAACUACAUCACCAAAGCAUAUCGGGAGCUUCAGAUGUGCGCGAAUCUUCUUUCACUUUGCUCCUGGAACUAUUCAAGAAAAUACAGGAGUCUGCCAUGUCCAGAGACACAAAAAUUAAAUGGAUCCUGAACUUCGACUGGUCGAUUGCCAGGUGA